AUGUUCCAGGAGCGUUACGCCAUAAAAGGAGUUUUCAAAAUCUCCGCUCUCAUUGUCCUCUCUUGUUUUAUAGAUACGGAGCAAGGUGCCCACGAACGCCGGCUCCUCGGCGAUCUUCUGGCCAACUACAACACGCUCGAGCGCCCGGUCUUCAACGAGUCCGAGCCGCUCAUCCUCAGCUUCGGUCUCACCUUGCAGCAGAUUAUCGACGUAGAUGAAAAGAAUCAACUAAUAAUUACAAAUAUCUGGUUAACCUUGGAUUGGAUUGACGUGAACCUCCGCUGGGAUCCAAAGCUCUACGGCGGAGUGCAGGAAGUGCGGAUCCCGCCGAGCAAAAUUUGGAAACCCGACGUGCUGAUGUACAACAGCGCGGACGAAAAAUUCGACGGGACGUAUCCUACAAACGUUGUUGUCCGCCACAACGGCAGCUGUAACUACAUCCCACCGGGUAUAUUUAAAAGCACGUGCAAGAUCGACAUCACUUGGUUCCCCUUUGACGACCAGAAGUGCGACCUCAAAUUCGGUUCGUGGACAUACAACGGCUACCAGUUGGACCUGCGAGUCAAAAGCGACGAGGGAGGAGACCUAUCCUCCUACAUCUCCAACGGCGAAUGGGACCUCAUUGCCGUGCCGGGUAUCCGUAACGAGAAAGAGUAUGCCUGCUGUCCGGAGCCGUACAUCGACAUCACGUACACGAUACACAUCCGGAGGCGGACUCUGUACUACGGCUUCAAUCUCAUCAUCCCCUGCGUGCUCAUCUCCUCCAUGACCCUCCUCGGGUUCACCCUGCCUCCCGACACUGGAGAGAGGCUCACCCUGGGUGUAACCAUUCUGCUGUCCUUGACGGUGUUCAUGCUGCAGCUUGCCGAGACCAUGCCUCCCACAUCGGACGCCGUGUCCAUUAUAGGGGUCACCAUUCUUCUGUCGUUGAUGGUCUUCGUGCUGAUCAUAUGCGACAAAACGCCAGUCACAUCAGACGUCCUGCCGCUCUUAGGAACUUAUUUCGCCUGCAUCAUGAUCAUGGUAGCGUUCUCUGUGGUCAUGACAGUGGUGGUGCUCAACUACCAUCAUCGAAAUCAAGAAACAACCGAAAUGCCUGCUGUGAUCAAGACAGUUUUCCUGGUUUGGCUUCCUUGGCUGCUACGUAUGGAGCCUCCCGGCCAGAAGCCAGGCCGUCGAAGCCUUUUCCUGAACAGCAAGAUGAAGGAGUUCGAGCUCAAGGAGAGGUCCUCGCGGAGCCUGCUGGCCAACGUGCUGGACAUCGACGACGACUUCCGCACGGCCAACAGCUCAUCGGCGGCCAUGUUGGGCGGCCACACCGACUGCCGCUCGGCGGCCGGCGCCCGCUCCUACCUCGGUCAGGACAUGGGGCCAGCCGGAGGAGCGUCCACAGUUCACGCCUGCGUCCACUCGUCCAGGGAGCUAAACUCGAUCCUGCGAGAACUGCGGUUCAUCACGAGCCGCAUGCGCAAAGACGAGGAAGAGAAGGAGAUCGUCGGCGAGUGGAAGUUCGCUGCUAUGGUCGUCGAUCGCGUGUGCCUCAUCGUGUUCUCGGGCUUCACCAUCAUCUCCACGUGCGCGUGCCUUUUCUCGGCACCGCACUUGGUCGCGUAGCUACCGCGGGAGCUGAAGGCGGCUCGUCGCAGCGUGUUCCUUCGCGGCCCGCGUCGCAGCGUCACCUUCCCUCCCCGCCCCUCUUUCUCUCUUCCAGACGUCGCUAGGGUUCAACGGUCUUCUGACAACAGCGGUCAGGA
This is a messenger RNA of Ixodes scapularis (black-legged tick), 1754 nucleotides long. Its product is annotated as acetylcholine receptor subunit alpha-type acr-16-like. The coding region runs from base 1 to 1614 and encodes 537 amino acids. Gene Ontology annotation, biological process: chemical synaptic transmission; monoatomic ion transmembrane transport; regulation of membrane potential. Gene Ontology annotation, molecular function: acetylcholine-gated monoatomic cation-selective channel activity; transmembrane signaling receptor activity. NCBI's taxonomy places the organism in Eukaryota, Metazoa, Arthropoda, Arachnida, Ixodida, Ixodidae. The transcript is spliced from 10 exons. Gene Ontology annotation, cellular component: postsynaptic membrane; neuron projection; synapse. The record is from RefSeq and is a predicted model, not a curated record.